Molecule: messenger RNA, 2093 nt
Organism: Exaiptasia diaphana
Lineage: Eukaryota; Metazoa; Cnidaria; Anthozoa; Actiniaria; Aiptasiidae
Product: organic cation transporter protein-like
Exons: 10
Coding region: 64-1623 (519 amino acids)
Biological process (GO): transmembrane transport
Cellular component (GO): membrane
Molecular function (GO): transmembrane transporter activity
Source: RefSeq, a predicted model, not a curated record
CAUACGAAAUCCGCUCUAAGCAAUUUGUCUAAGCCUACUGAUUCUCACUCCUAUCUGGCUAUCAUGGUCAAAGCGUUUACCGAGUACGAUGACAUCUUUCACAAUGUCAAAUCGUUUGGUAGCUACCAGAAGAAGGUUGCAUAUGGGACAUGCUUAAUGCUUAUUGGACAGGGACUGCAGUUUGGUCAUCUUGUCUUUGUUACAGGAACUCCAAAGUUUCAGUGUUCAACUCCUAAUGUGUCGUGUGGAGGUAUCAAUAAAUGUUGUACAAACUGUACAUCUUAUGAAUUCGAUCCUUUGUUCACUACCGUCGUCUCUGAGUGGAGUCUGAUAUGUGAUCGUUCAUAUUUGGCUGCCAUUAUACAAGCGAUGUUCUUUGUUGGUAUGCUGGUUGGAUCGUUCGUCUCAGGAAUUUUGUCUGACAUGUUUGGAAGAAAGCUAAUCAUCUUUGGCUCAAUUGGAGUCAUGGCUUCCUGUGGUGUGAUGCAAUCCYUCGUGUCUUCAAAUAUACCCUUGUUUGCCAUGCUUCGAUUUGGUGUUGGAACUUUCAAGAUAAGCGCUACUCUCGCUCAUUUUAUUCUAAUGAUGGAGGUCAUUGGACCMAGCUAUCGAGCUAGGAUGGGUAAUGUUAAUGGAUUCUUUUGGUUGACAGCUUCCUAUCUACAGACUUUGAUAGCGUACUUUAUAAGAGACUGGAGGACUCUGUCAUGGGUUACAAGUCUUCCUCCAUUCUUGCUUUACUUCUUUUUCAGGGUUUUUCCAGAGUCCCCUCGUUGGCUUGUUGUUAAAGGCAAACUAAAACAAGCCCACAAGGUCAUCAUGAAGUACGGUGGAAAAGACAACAAACCCUGUGAUCCUGAACAGGUGAUGACCAUGCUAAAGUCCAUUCACGAGGAUCAAAUUCAACGAAGUUCGAAUGUAAAGAGAUAUACACCAUUAGAUCUUGUUCGUACACCAAAGCURAGAAAAUGGACUCUCAUUACUUGUUUUGGGUGGUUUACAACAUCAUUAAUUAAUUUUGCAAUCUUGAUCUACACGUCGUUGUUACCUGGCAAUGUGUACGUCAUUGCAGUAGUUCAAGCAACAAUCUCAGGCAUCUUUAUCUUUCCUACUUGGUUCUCAAUGAACAGAUUGGGACGUCGACUCACCCAUUGUUGUUUUAUGAUUUCUACUGGUGUGGUGUUGCUGCUGAUUUUAGUUAUACCUAAAGAGUAUGAGCUGGCCGUCACCUGCUUGGCAGUAAUUGGGUUURUCAUUACUAAUCAUGAAUGGAGCAGUGUGUACUUAAUAAGCUCUGAGCUUUUCCCAACUGUUUUAAGGAACACAGCACAGGGAGUGGGUUCAACGGCUGCUCGUAUUGGAGGAAUAUCAGCACCGUUCUUACUCUUACUGGCUCAACUUCCUGGUUCAAGCAUCAUACUUCCUAUGACCAUAUUUGGUGCGUGUGCCAUUACUUGUGGCAUCAUGUCUCUAUGGUUACCYGAAACGGCUGAUCGACCUCUCUACCAGACGACUGUAGAGGCAGAAGAAGCUUCUGAGGAUUAUGGGAUACCAUUUUUGAAGAAACAGAAGAGAAUGAGCACAAGAGAUGAUGAUCUAUCAAUGAAUGUAACAUCAUUCUAGUGUAGUAUCUGCAUUAUACUUUUAUCAGGGUUGCUCAAUACUUUGACAAAUUURUGCAUAGUAUUGUMUUGUAUUCAAAUAACAAUAGAUUAACAUUUCMUCCGUCUUUGAAACAWUUACUACUAGUCAGUGUUUAAUAGUAACUAUUACUUUGUAGUAGGCUUCCAAAAGGCAAAAUCAAAACUGAAUUUGCCUAAUAUAGUUUGGCGCAUGUCACAAGUUAAACUAUUGGGAGCUAAUAGGGAGAGGUAUUUAAGUACAAUUCCAAUUUCACAGACUGAAGAAAAUGACUCUACAAGAAUGACGCAAUACAAUAGAAUACAAUGCAAUGCUAUGCAUAAAUUUGUCAGAGUAAUGGACAAGUACGACUUUUUUGAAAUAAAGRGAAAUCAAUUUUCUCAUUUCUUGCAGUCAUAGAGUUUAAAUUCAAUUGCAAUAAAGAAAAACAUUUAGAUGUUUCAAUAACUGAA